AAGAUCAGCGGAGACUGCAGCAGAUGCACCAACCCCGUCAACUGCAUCACCUGGUGCAAAUCUACCCUGUUUGAUCUGUCCAAGCCCGUUCCUCCGGCUCCGGUCCCCACCGUGGGCUCAGGCGUCCUGGCGUGGGGUGGAGAAUUCAGUCCUCCGGAGUCUCCUCCCGACAGAGAUUUCUUCCCCGACUACAUUGUCACCGUUAUCGUUCCCUUGGCUCUGGUUUUGAUCCUCUGUCUUCUCCUGUCCUACAUCAUGUGCUGCAGGAGAGAGGGAGUUCUGAAACGAAAUGCCAAGACUCACGAUCUGCAGCUCUAUCAUCACCACACCAUUCAGGGUAAUGCCAACGAGCUACGCAGGAUGGCCGGCGGAGACAGGCGCACUGUGGAUCGUCCUCGGCAGUGCUUACAGCCGCUCCUCAUGGCAGAGCAGGCAAUGGCAGAGAGCUGAGGGACAUCAGAGCCAACUUUAAUAGCCACUGUCUGUGGAAAUGUGUUUAAGGUUCACUAUUUGUUUCUUGCUUUGUGUUUUUUCAAGGAAUACGUCACUCAAAAAUGAACAUUCACCCAAUAAUCCACCCAAAAAUGUUGUUCCGAAACCAUAUGCUGUU
Molecule: messenger RNA, 610 nt
Organism: Sinocyclocheilus grahami
Lineage: Eukaryota; Metazoa; Chordata; Actinopteri; Cypriniformes; Cyprinidae
Product: alpha-sarcoglycan-like
Exons: 4
Cellular component (GO): sarcoglycan complex
Source: RefSeq, a predicted model, not a curated record